AUGCACAGCUCCGGCAUAUACAGAAAGGUCAGGGAGGUGAUCGAUGUGGAUAGCCGCUAUUACCUAGUGGGAGGGGACUAUCCACGUUGCAGCAAGUGUUUGAACCCUUCCCUCUUAGUCUGCCCAUGGAGCCAGGAUAUUCUGUCCCAGUUGGAUGUGGCACACAGGAGCCUGUUCCCCGCUGUCCUCACCACCCAGCUGGCUCUUGACAGGAAAGCAGUGACUUUCCUCAAGCCAAGGACCAGUGGAAACAGUUCCUCCUACGUCCAGUCUGCGAUGGAAGAAGCGCACAGUGAGGAGUGGGCACGGCAGACCAUCCGCUACCUCUCGGACUGUGAGCGGCACAAGAAGAUGGCUACCUUCAUCCCCUCUGCAGCUGUCUAUCUUCCUCCACCAACCUUCAGGCCCCUUCCACUUGCUCAAUGGUUUGAGACGGUCCACUCCAACGACAUUCUCAGCCAUCUGGAUGAGAUGAAGGGAGUGAUCACUUCAACCUAUGGUAGAAUUCUGAAAAUGGAUUCAACAAAGAAGAUCACCAAGAAGCUGGCUGGCGGGAUCGGGGACAGUGCGGCAUGGAUGUCCAAUAUCGGAAACGAGUUAGGCCAGGUCCUGAACUCUGUUCUGACGUCGGGUGAAGGUGCAGGGUUGGAAGAGUUGUGCCAAGGCGUCGUCACUCGGUACAAGAAUGCAGGCCAAGCUGAACCUGAGGCCAUCUAUGUCGACCGAGACUGCUGCAGCCAGUCAGGCGUGUCUUCAGUGGCUAAGCUGUUUUACCCAUGGCAAACUACAGUGCGCUUGGACAGCUUCCACUUCAUGAGGCGCUUUAACUGCGGCCUCACAACAGAACACCACCCUCUGUAUGGUAUUUUCUGUGCCAAGCUUUCCUCCUGCAUUUUUGCAUGGGACCAGGAGGAUGUGCAACGCCUGAAGGAGGCCAAGAGAGAAGAGUGGAGGAGCAGCCACAGCGGGCAUACUCCCACUGAGGAGCAGCUCAGGAUCCCGAACACCACAGGCCACAUUAGACAGCUGCUGGAGGACAGCAGGGUUAUCGUGGUCCAGACGGCGCUGGCUCUGGUGCCGGUGAACAACACCACGGUCUCUGCAUGGCUGCUUAGGAGGGACAAGAGGAAGGACAGGAACAUGCUGCUGCAGGGCAAUGUUCUCCCUCAACAGCUAUACCUGGCCAAGGAGCCUCUCCCUUCAUCAAACACUCUCCCGGCUGCCCCUGUGCAACAUGCACAUGAGAUGACAUUUGACGAGCCCGAAAACCGUGAGGGGGAAGCUUUCCCCCGCCAGCGCACUCUAACGGCUCCUCCAUGUCAAGCUCCUCCAGAGUGCCUUCCAGGCAUGCUGAUGACCGACUGA
Molecule: messenger RNA, 1365 nt
Organism: Gadus morhua (Atlantic cod)
Lineage: Eukaryota; Metazoa; Chordata; Actinopteri; Gadiformes; Gadidae
Exons: 6
Coding region: 1-1365 (454 amino acids)
Source: RefSeq, a predicted model, not a curated record